UGCUUACAAUAUUAUCGAUAAUGCUAUCGCUGUGUUUCCCAUCUCAAAGCGACAUGAAUUAUUUUUGUAUUUACAAAAUUGUUGGAGAAGCGUAGAAAUAUUAAAGAUGCCGAAGCUGGCGAAGAAAGGAAAGGACUCUGCUUUAACAAUGAAGAUUUCUGCUGUGGAACGCAAGCAGAAAGAAGUGAACCGCGUGCUAAAGUUGAAGAGUGAAAUUUUGCUGAAAUCGGAGGUCUCCUAUUUGGAAUAUAUUGAAAUGCGAUCAGAAAUGGAGCGCCUGAAAGCGUUAAAGGACACAUUUGAGCGGCGCAUGCAUAAAUUAAAACAGCAAGCCAAUUAGUUACAAAUCAUAUUUUAUGUGUGCUGAACUUAGAAUUAAGAUUCGAUGUAAGAAAUACAAAUUUUAGACUGUUGGAAAUGUGCUCCACAUA
Molecule: messenger RNA, 431 nt
Organism: Drosophila albomicans
Lineage: Eukaryota; Metazoa; Arthropoda; Insecta; Diptera; Drosophilidae
Exons: 2
Coding region: 107-340 (77 amino acids)
Source: RefSeq, a predicted model, not a curated record